GGGUCGAAGGACAAGGCUGCAAUUGUCUGGAAUAUUCAAGAUGGUCGAGUACUUCUACGUCUGGAAGGGCACGGCGGUCCGAUCACGAUGGUCACAUAUGCUCCUAAUGGCGCGCUCAUUGCUACUCAUCCUGUUAAAGGCAAAUACGUGAAGGUUUGGAAUGCAACGACUGGAGAGUGCCUGCAUACUUUCAGCUUUGACGAAGAAAUAUUCGAGUUCGCCAUCUCCGCGGAUAGCUCACGUCUUUGCGCCCAAAAAAGGAAGUCUUGCCUCAUCUACGACCUACACACGUAUACGCACAUUGCUACAUUACAACAUCAUGUGGGCACGGAAAUUUUCUGGUCGGUCUCUCAUCAAGGAGAUCGUUUAGUCACCACUGCUGGAUCGGGGUCAAAUGAGAUAAAGAUCUGGAGCGCGGUGACUGGCGAAGACCUUCUCACAAUCAAACACUCAGAAAACCUUUCAUAUGUCGCGACAUUCUCUCCAGACGGCGCCGAGGUGUUGGUGAAUUGUAGUUUGGACGGAGCCACUCCUACCUAUGACUCACGGACGGGCCAGCCACGUCGCGCCUACAACUUACCAGAGAGGGCAAAUCGUGCAGCGUAUUCUCCAAAUGGGGACUGCCUUGUUUUGCGCCCCUACUUCGAACCUCUUGAAGCUUACGAUACAAAAUCCGCAGCAUUUCUCGCGCAGCUCGAGGUUGGUGGAGAUCAAGAUGCUGUCAUGGAGAUUCGAUUUCUUUCUGACAGCCAAACUCUCGUCACACAAUUAGACAGUGGACCUUUACUUUUGUAUAACAUUCAGGAUAUACUGCGACUGCGGUAAUGUAGUGUUUGCGUAGCAAUGCUUGGCUCGGAAACUAUGAUCAAUAUGAUGCAAAAGA
Molecule: messenger RNA, 883 nt
Organism: Phanerochaete carnosa HHB-10118-sp
Lineage: Eukaryota; Fungi; Basidiomycota; Agaricomycetes; Polyporales; Phanerochaetaceae
Exons: 1
Coding region: 88-825 (245 amino acids)
Molecular function (GO): protein binding
Source: RefSeq, a predicted model, not a curated record